Molecule: messenger RNA, 2456 nt
Organism: Frankliniella occidentalis (western flower thrips)
Lineage: Eukaryota; Metazoa; Arthropoda; Insecta; Thysanoptera; Thripidae
Gene: Mpi
Product: mannose-6-phosphate isomerase
Exons: 8
Coding region: 297-1505 (402 amino acids)
Biological process (GO): GDP-mannose biosynthetic process; carbohydrate metabolic process
Cellular component (GO): cytosol
Molecular function (GO): zinc ion binding; mannose-6-phosphate isomerase activity
Source: RefSeq, a predicted model, not a curated record
AUGUUAAAAAGUAAAAGAGUCAUCAGCAAACUAAUAAGUAUCGUGGCUUUAAAUGUGUGCGAAAGAACAAAUACCAGAAUAUGGGAAUUUAUGUUUCCCUCACUGCUGAGAAUCUAGCAGAAAGGUGUCGUCGUCAGCUCAAGCUCUCAAUCUUGGAAAACAAAGUCUUGUCAAAAACGGAGGCAGACGCGUGUCGGUAGAUUCCAAUCGGAGGGAAUCAAAGCUAUAUUGCCAGUGCCUAGGCGUGCCACGUGUGAACUGCUGUCUUUUCAGAAAAAUUCAUUUCCUUCUAAGAGAUGGAAAUUCGGUGCGCUGUUCAACCCUAUGCGUGGGGCAAACUUGGGCACACAAGUGAAGUUGCAUCAUUACAAGAGUGUGCCCAUCCUGAUUUUUGCAUUGAAGAAACCAAACCUUAUGCAGAGUUAUGGAUGGGGGCACAUACUAGUGCUCCUUCACUCAUUAAGGGCUCCAAUGAAAAACUAAGUGAAUGGAUUUCUAAAAAUCCAGAUGUUUUAGGAGAAAGUGUCCGCAAUAAAUUUGGAGAUGAGUUACCUUUUUUGUUUAAGGUUCUCUCAGUGAACAAAGCACUGUCAAUUCAAGCUCAUCCUAAUAAGGAACAUGCUGAAAAGCUACACAGGGAGAGACCAGAUAUUUACAAGGAUCCCAACCACAAACCAGAGCUUGCUAUAGCCUUGACACCUUUUGAAGCUCUUUGUGGAUUUCGUCCAAUCCAGCAAAUAAAACAAUUCCUUGAUCGUAUCCCUGAGCUGAAAACAAUUAUUGGAGAGGCUGCCUCUAAUCUGCAGGCUAGCGAUGAGGCUGGAAUACAGUCAGCAUUGAGGGAUUGCUUUCAAGCACUAAUGACAUGUCCAGCAGAAACAAUUCAAGAGCAACUUUCUAUGCUUGUUGAAAGACAUUCUACUCUUGAUGAAUCUUCAAGAUCAUUAGAAAAUGCUAAUCUAAUUGCAAAGCUGUCCUCAGAAUUUCCUGGAGAUGUGGGAUGUUUCUGUGUGUAUUUUCUUAAUUACCUGAUUUUAAAACCAGGAGAAGCUCUUUACCUCGGACCUAAUGAACCACAUGCAUAUUUAUCAGGAGACUGUAUUGAAUGCAUGGCUUGUUCUGAUAAUGUUGUAAGAGCCGGAUUAACUCCAAAAUAUAUAGAUGUAAAUACUCUAUGCUCUAUGCUUACAUACAAUUGUGAAGAAGCGGAUCAAAAGAGGUUCCAGCCAACAGCCGUAGACUCUUAUACUCAACUGUUUUCACCUCCAGUACCUGAUUUUGCGGUGGCCAAAAUUGAGAUUCCUGGUGAAACUUCAACUUACGACAUUGGACCACGGUCUUCAGCUAGUAUCAUUUUAGCUGUUUCAGGAAAUGGGUGUGCACAGCAUGAUAUGCCAGUUAAGCGAGGUUCAGUCUUGUUCAUCCCAGCAAACACUGUUUUUUCCAUUAGUACAUCUGGAUUGAAAGAUACUCUUUUGCUUUUCCAAGCAAUGGCAAAUAUCUAAUGUUAUGAGUAGAGAAGCUGCUAACUGCUAACCUUUGAGCUUGAGAAAGGGUCAAGCUCUAGCUUUGAGUCUUAUGAAUGUGGCAUUCUGAAAACCAUGCAGAGCACUGCAUAGUACACUGCAGUGGCAGAUAUUGAAAAUACUCAUGACAACUGAUCUCAAGAAACAAAAUGCAUAUAAGUUCAUUACUGAGUUGGUAAAUAAAAUAUUAUUUGAAACAGCCUUAAUAAUGAGAUUAAAGUAUAAUUUAAUUGUUGCAACCAGGGAUGGAAAGCUGAAGGUUUUUGUUUCUUUUUGUUCCUUAUCUACUCAUGAAUGUCAAGGCCAAGCAAGGUAGUAAUAUACGGAUAAGGUAUAAACUGAAGUGCUGGAACCUAAUUCAUGAACUUUUAACCCCCUGAGGAACUUAACUGCCAUAGAAUGGUUUACUUCUUGAGAACAGGUUUAACACUUGAAAAAAUUUUCCUCAGCAAAAGAAAAGUUUCCAAAUGAGUUAGAAUUUAAAGGAAAGUUCUUAUGGGCAGUAACUUGUAGCUCAUCAUCUGACACCUUCUCUGUGCAACCUGUUUUUGGCUUUGGCAUUCACUAGUAAAUGAAAAGGAAUGAAUGAUGAGGAAUAAAACUCCGAAGUUUCCAUCCCUGGCUACAAUUUGUAACAGAAUAGUCAGAACCAUUGUGAUAUUUACAAGAUUUUGGUGAUGCUUUUACUUGAAACAAUAUUUAAAACGGCCAUUACUCAUCACUGAGCGUCAAAUGUCUUUGUGAUACUUUUGCCUAGAUUUUAAUGGUUCAUUUAUUUACUUCUGAAGUAAUGCAAGGUUUACGCAAACUAAUGUUGUACAGAUCUAAUAGAUUUAAAAUACAGGUUUUUCUGAAAUGAUCACUUUAAAUUUCAAGCUUGGUCAAUGUAUUUGAAACAUAUUUGUGCUAAUACUAAGGUUUUAUUUCAUU